AUGAGCUCAUUCAGGGCCCGAUCUCGGUCAGAAGCAGGAUGGUUCCUCGCCGGCCUCAGCUCCUCGUUCCCCGACCUCGGGGCUGACGAGGGCAACCUCUCGGAGCUCCGGUUCUGCGAUGCGGACCUGAAGCCGGGGUGCAAGGUCUUCCACGUGCCCAAGUCGGACAGCACGCAGAGCACCGAGGUGCUGAUGGCCCCCGACGUCCUGAACUACGCCGAGCUGGAAGGGGAUCUAAAGGAGCAGGUUCUUGUCUUUAGAUACAAGGGCAAGUUUCACGCCGUCGAUCAUAAAUGCCCACACUCCUCAUAUCCUUUAUCGCAUGGCACCCCGUUCGACAUUGAGGAUUUCGGCAUGGUCUUGAGUGCGGGCCUGACCUGCCCGAAGCAUGGGUGGUCGUUUGACCUCUUCUCUGGGAUGGCAGACCGCGCGAGGUACAAGCUGGGUGUUUGGGAGGUCCAGUUGCGGGACAUCGCAGAGACGGGGGGAUCCAAAGCUGCGACGGCAAACGCGGACCAGGAGGUGUGGGUGAGAAGAAAGCAGAAAAUAGGUUAG
This is a messenger RNA of Colletotrichum destructivum, 555 nucleotides long. Its product is annotated as Putative rieske [2Fe-2S] iron-sulfur domain, rieske [2Fe-2S] iron-sulfur domain superfamily. The record is from RefSeq and is a predicted model, not a curated record. Gene Ontology annotation, molecular function: 2 iron, 2 sulfur cluster binding. Bases 1 to 555 code for a protein of 184 amino acids. The transcript is spliced from 2 exons. NCBI's taxonomy places the organism in Eukaryota, Fungi, Ascomycota, Sordariomycetes, Glomerellales, Glomerellaceae.